Capsicum annuum is the source of this 1977-nucleotide messenger RNA. Its product is annotated as vacuolar-processing enzyme beta-isozyme. The transcript is spliced from 9 exons. The coding region runs from base 288 to 1784 and encodes 498 amino acids. Gene Ontology annotation, biological process: vacuolar protein processing. The record is from RefSeq and is a predicted model, not a curated record. Gene Ontology annotation, molecular function: cysteine-type endopeptidase activity. Lineage: Eukaryota; Viridiplantae; Streptophyta; Magnoliopsida; Solanales; Solanaceae.
GAAAAUUACUACCACCAAGCUAAGCAUUUUCAACUCUUCCUCGAGAGUCGUACAAAGACAACAUAAACAGCCACCUGGUACAAAACACAACCUUUUGGACCCACAGCACUUGAUAGGUGUCACUCUCUCCUUCUGCAUGUCUACAGUCUCUCCACACACAGAGCCAACUACAUAUUAUAACAAACAUAAUACCACUCAAAAAUUCAAUCUCACAGCACAAAUUCUCAGCUCCUCUUGUUAUUUUCACUCAUUUUUCAAUCAAAGAUUUGAGUUUCUUGUUAUAUAUCAUGGGUGGGUUUAAUUUUGCAGUAUGUGUUAUGUUGAUGUUGUUGGUUAUAGUGGGGGCUAUUUCUUUUGAACCAAAAAUUGGUACAAGGAUAGGUAGGGCCCACCGCAGGUUGUGGGACCCGUUGAUAAGAUCUCCGGUCGAUCGUGAAGAUGAGGAGGCGGAGGAGGACGGUGGUCAUGGUGGAGUGCGGUGGGCGGUUCUUGUGGCUGGUUCAAGUGGUUAUGGAAAUUAUCGACAUCAGGCAGAUGUAUGUCAUGCUUACCAAAUCUUGAAAAGAGGAGGGUUGAAAGAUGAGAACAUAGUAGUAUUAAUGUACGACGACAUCGCCAAGAGUGAGUUGAAUCCGAGACCCGGAGUCAUAAUCAAUCAUCCGAACGGUAGUGAUGUCUAUGCCGGUGUGCCUAAGGAUUACACCGGUGAGCAUGUCACUGCUGCAAACUUGUAUGCCGUGCUUCUUGGUGAUAGAAGUGCUGUGAAAGGUGGAUCCGGAAAGGUCGUCAAUAGUAAACCAAAUGACAGAAUAUUUCUGUAUUACUCCGAUCAUGGAGGUCCAGGGGUGCUCGGGAUGCCCAACAUGCCUUACCUUUAUGGCAAGGAUUUGAUUGAGGUCUUGAAAAAGAAACAUGCCGCUGGGACCUACAAAGAGAUGGUCUUCUACAUUGAAGCUUGUGAGGCAGGUAGUGUCUUUGAGGGUAUAAUGCCUAAAGACUUGAACGUUUAUGUGACAACAGCAUCAAAUGCUGAAGAAAGCAGUUGGGGGACGUAUUGCCCAGGAAUGGAUCCUCCACCUCCAUCAGAAUAUCACACAUGUUUGGGAGACUUGUAUAGUGUUGCAUGGAUGGAAGACAGCGAGUCUCAUAACCUGAAGAAGGAAACAAUAAAGCAGCAGUACGAGAAGGUGAAAGAAAGAACUUCCAACUUCAACAACUAUGAUGCUGGGUCUCAUGUUAUGGAAUACGGAAGUAAAGAAAUUAAGCCCGAGAAAGUUUAUUUGUACCAAGGAUUUGACCCUGCCACCGUGAAUCUUCCUGCUAACAAGAUUGAUUUUGCAAGAUUGGAGGUGGUCAACCAGAGGGAUGCUGAUCUUCUCUUCUUGUGGGAAAGAUAUAAGAGGUUAGACGACAAUUCAUUCGAGAAGGCCAAGCUUCGAAAAGAGAUUACUGAGACGAUGCUGCAUAGGCAACACCUUGACGGGAGCAUAGAUGCAGUUGGAGUCUUUCUUUUCGGUCCAACAAAGGGUUCCUCCAUUCUCAACUCUGUCCGUAAACCCGGUCUACCUCUUGUCGAUGAUUGGGAAUGCCUAAAAUCAACGGUUCGCCUUUUCGAGGAACAUUGUGGUUCGCUGACACAAUAUGGUAUGAAACACAUGAGAGCAUUUGCGAACAUUUGCAACAAUGGAGUCUCAAGAGAUGCUAUGGAGGAAGCUUUUAUGGCUGCUUGCAAUGGGCAUAUUAUAGAGGAAUAUAGCGCUGCAAACCGAGGCUUUAGCGCUUGAUGACGACCCGGGUACUCUUGUUGUAGCAUACAAUACUGAACAAGAAUUGCUUAGCUACAGAAUCAGUAAACAAUAUGCUUGUAAGAUAAAAGUGUAAUAUCAGGUCACUAUAUGCUCUUCCUUUUGAGUUGUGCAUGUAUAUUAGUCUUCGAUGAUUGUCAUAUAAUAAUGUUCUGAUCGUUGUGUAUGUCAA